UAUACAUAUAUACAGUUCCUUUAAAGCCCUCUUCACGAACUUUUUUGAUUCAAUAAUGGAGGAACCUUCAAAAUCGCCAUUGCCCGAAGCCUUCCUUAGGUUUCUUCAAGCAAAUGGGAUCGACCCAUCAAUUUAUAUAGCCUCUGAUUCAACCCCUCGUUACCUAAGGUUGAAACCAGGGAAUGAAGCUGAAAUUGAUGGAAUUGAAGCUGAGAUAAAGUGUAAGCUUGAGAAAGUGAAUUGGUUACCUGGUUUUUAUUCUCUUCGACCUGAUAUUUUGAUUGCCAAUUCAAAAUCAUACUUGGAUGGGAAGAUUUAUGGAAUUGAUGCUGCUUCUGGUGCUGCUGUCUCAGUCUUGAAUAUUUCACCAGGGGACCAUGUGCUCGAUCUCUGUGCUGCUCCCGGUGCUAAACUUUGUAUGAUGUUGGAUCUUCUCGGUGAUUCGGGUUCUGUAACUGGUGUUGAUGUUGCACGACAUCGGUUAGCAGCUUGUCGAACGAUGUUGCAAAAAUAUUCCUUGGGUGAUCGGUGCCGACUAUUUGUUGCUGAUGGGACAACAUUUUCUCUUGCUCCUUUGAGGGUCGAUUCCCGUUCUAGAUCAUGCGAAUCUUCGUUUGAGGAAAAGGAUGAAAGAUUUAGAGAAUGGACUUCUAGGAGGCCAUGGAAAGAAAGGAAAAGAGCUGCUAAAGCACGGGAAACCAUGUCUUUACAAUCGGUUACAACGAGUGAAAACCCUGAACUUAUCUUUUACGGACGGCAUUCCGGAGUAGUCGGUCUCAGUAAAAACAAACUGUAUAAAACCAUGUCUGAUCUCGAAGUUUCGAGCUGCGGUUAUGACAAGGUACUCGUGGAUGCAGAAUGUACGCAUGAUGGAUCGGUUAAACAUAUCCAAAAGUUCGAAAAUUGGGGAUGGACAACUCUUCAACGCCGUGUAUUGGAUGCCGUGAGAACAGAUAGCUUAACUCUACUUCAGUUAAAACUUCUAAGGAACGGUUUUAGACUGCUGAAAGUCGGGGGGUUGCUGGUUUACAGCACUUGCAGUUUGACAGUUGCUCAAAACGAAGACAUAGUAGAGCAGUUCUUGAAGGAAAACGCUCCUGCAGAACUACAGGAAAUAAAUGAAGCAGAAGAGUGGCCCUGUAAAAGUGGGAGGAUACCAAAGACAUUACGAUUUGAUCCCUUGACAUCACAAACUAGUGGACUUUUCGUAGCUAAGUUCACAAAACUCGGCGCUUAAUUAAGAUUUACAUUCUGGGGUGCAGAGAAUCGUCUCUUCGUUGCUGCACUUCAACCUCGGAUCUCGGCUGUUGCCUGUUUCACUACUUUUGGUAACACUGGUUUUUUUAUUGAUGAUCAAAAAAUUUUGUAAUUUUGGUUGUUUGUUUUAGUAUAGUUAUAAAAAUGAUCCUAAUUUAAUUAUAGAAUUUAUCGUUUCUACCUUUCUUUACCUCAUUGCAAGCAUGUUGGAUUCCAUCUUGUAGAUGUUAUAUACAUAUGCAAUUCUUUACAUUUA
This is a messenger RNA of Gossypium raimondii (Peruvian cotton), 1513 nucleotides long. Its product is annotated as rRNA (cytosine-C(5))-methyltransferase NOP2C. The transcript has 10 exons. Lineage: Eukaryota; Viridiplantae; Streptophyta; Magnoliopsida; Malvales; Malvaceae. The record is from RefSeq and is a predicted model, not a curated record. Gene Ontology annotation, biological process: RNA methylation. Gene Ontology annotation, molecular function: methyltransferase activity. Bases 56 to 1237 code for a protein of 393 amino acids.